CUGGCUCCCUGGCUCCCUGCUCCUUGGCUCCCAGGUUCCCAGGCUCCCAGAGCCUUGCGCGGAGCCUAUUCUCAAAGCGCAGCCUAGGCGGGUGGGUGUCAGGACGCGGGAGGCAGUGUCGUCGGAUCCGAUCUCAGCCUGCAGCCCUGCUGAACCUGGAGGCCGCCCGGAUGGAGCCGCGGCUCCCGGUCGGAGCUCAGCCCCUGGCCACUCUCGAGGGUUUGGAGAUGAAAGGUCCUUUCCGAGAGCCCUGCGCCCUGACCCUAGCCCAAAGGAAUGGGCAAUAUGAGUUAAUAAUCCAGUUGCAAGAGAAGGAACAGCAUGCUCAAGAUAUCAUUCCUAUAAAUAGCCACUUCAGAUGUGUUCAAGAAGCCGAAGAAACUCUUUUGAUUGACAUUGCUUCAAACAGUGGCUGCAAAAUUCGGGUUCAAGGGGACUGGACCAGAGAACGCCGCUUUGAAAUCCCUGAUGAGGAACACUGUUUGAAGUUCCUCUCAGAGGUCCUUGCUGCUCAGGAAGCUCAGGCACAGCAUCUUGUUCCAGAGCAAAAAGACUCAUCCAGCUGGUACCAGAAGUUAGACACUAAGGACAAACCUUCUGUUUUUUCAGGGCUUCUUGGCUUUGAGGAUAAUUUUUCAUCUAUGAAUUUGGACAAGAAAAUAAAUUCACAAAAUCAGCCUACAGGGAUUCAUCGGGAACCCCCACCCCCACCCUCUUCAGUGAAUAGAAUGCUUCCACGUGAAAAAGAGGCUUUGAACAAAGAACAACCCAAAGUGACUAAUACCAUGCGGAAGCUGUUUGUACCAAAUACUCAGUCUGGGCAGCGGGAGGGUCUCAUCAAACACAUCCUGGCAAAGCGAGAGAAAGAAUAUGUCAACAUUCAGACUUUCAGAUUUUUUGUUGGAACUUGGAAUGUGAAUGGCCAAUCUCCAGAUAGCGGGUUAGAACCUUGGCUGAACUGUGAUCCAAAUCCUCCUGAUAUCUACUGUAUCGGAUUCCAAGAGCUAGACUUGAGCACGGAAGCCUUUUUCUACUUUGAAUCUGUGAAAGAACAAGAAUGGUCAAUGGCUGUGGAGAGGGGUUUGCCUUCCAAAGCCAAGUAUAAGAAAGUUCAACUAGUCCGCCUUGUUGGGAUGAUGCUCCUUAUAUAUGCCAGAAAGGAUCAGUGCCGGUACAUCCGUGAUGUUGCUGCAGAAACAGUUGGAACUGGGAUAAUGGGGAAAAUGGGAAACAAAGGUGGGGUAGCUGUGAGAUUUGUAUUUCAUAACACUACUUUCUGCAUUGUCAACUCUCACCUGGCUGCCCAUGUGGAAGACUUUGAGAGAAGGAAUCAAGAUUAUAAGGAUAUCUGUGCAAGAAUGAGUUUUAUGGUCCCCAAUCAGACCCUCCCACAAUUGAACAUCAUGAAACAUGACCAGUACUUCUCAGCAAAGGAAACUGUCCUUAAUAGUUCGAUGUGUACCUUCUAGAUCUGCAC
Castor canadensis (American beaver) is the source of this 1477-nucleotide messenger RNA. The record is from RefSeq and is a predicted model, not a curated record. Lineage: Eukaryota; Metazoa; Chordata; Mammalia; Rodentia; Castoridae.